This is a messenger RNA of Silurus meridionalis, 1659 nucleotides long. RefSeq lists its product as uncharacterized. The record is from RefSeq and is a predicted model, not a curated record. The coding region runs from base 84 to 1373 and encodes 429 amino acids. Gene Ontology annotation, molecular function: integrin binding. The transcript is spliced from 7 exons. Gene Ontology annotation, biological process: cell adhesion. NCBI's taxonomy places the organism in Eukaryota, Metazoa, Chordata, Actinopteri, Siluriformes, Siluridae.
CUCAGAAUAGGGUUUCUAAUUUUAAGAUCACAUAUGCUGAACAGGCUUCUAUGCUGGCACAGGUCUUCUGGUAAAAUCGGACCAUGCUGUACUUUACAGAGCUAACUAGCCUUGUUCUCAUGGUCCUAAUCUCAAUCAUAAAUGGUGCCCCCCCUUUUGCAGGUAAUAAUCCCAUUAAAAUCCAGCCUGAUAAACUAGUGGUGGAGUUUGGCACAUCAGCUUCAGCUAACUGUUCCAUAAACACCACCCACCAUGGCAUGGGCUGGGAGGCAUCACAGGCAGCAGUACAAAUGGUGGAUAAUGUCCAGUCCCUCACCUGGAAGGUAGAGACUCUGACACACUGGGACAUAAAUCCAGUGUGCUACGUCCUUGCAGACGCAGACGAGCAGUGGCAUCUCCAGCUCCAAGUUACUGUAUACAAGCAUCCAGACCUGGUGUCUAUUAGCACUGUGAGUUACACGGGGCCGAUGAUUGAAGGCAGACAGUACGAGCUCCAGUGUGAUGUUCAGAAUGUUGCUCCUGUUCGUCUCCUUAAUGUGAACUGGUACAAAGGACAACAGCUAGUGCAAAGUGACAGCUUUACUGAUGAGACCAAAACUCCAGUUAGUAAAACAAUGACACUUCAGGUCUCCACACGAAGAGGUGAUGAUGGAGUUCAGUAUAGAUGUGAGGCAGAGCUGAAACUAGGACCAGAAGGACCUCAACCUCCUCCUAGAGUGACAUCAGAUCCUCUCACCAUUAGAGUGCACCGUAAUAAUCCCAUUAAAAUCCAGCCUGAUAAAUUAGUGGUGGAGUUUGGCACAUCAGCUUCAGCUAACUGUUCCAUAACCACCACCCACCAUGGCAUGGGCUGGGAGGCAUCACAGGGAGCAGUAGACCUGGUGGAUGAUGUCCAGUCCCUCACCUGGAUGGUAGAGACUCUGAAAUACUGGGACAUAUAUCCAGUGUGCUUCAUCUUUGCAGACGCAUACGAGCAGUGGGAACUCGAGCUCCAACUUACUAUUUACAAGCAUCCAGACCUGGUGUCUAUCAGUACUGUAAAUCACACAGGGCCGAUGAUUGAAGGCAGACAGUACGAGCUCCAGUGUGAUGUUCAGAAUGUUGCUCCUGUUCGUUUCCUUAAUGUAAACUGGUACAAAGAACAACAGCUAGUGCAAAGUGACAGCUUUACUGAUGAGACCAAAACUCCAGUUAAUAAAACAAUGACACUUCAGGUCUCUGCACGAAGAGGUGAUGAUGGAGUUCAGUAUAGAUGUGAGGCAGAGCUGAAACUAGGACCAGAAGGACCUCAACCUCCUCCUAGAGUGACAUCAGAUCCUCUCACCAUUACAGUGCACCCUAAUGAACUUCAGGAGUUCUGUGUUAUUACAUAGAUUUUUUUUAUCCAUAUCUUUAACUGUGAUUUAGUUUUUUGGAUUUAUGGAAAUAGUCUGGGAAAAAUAACAUGUACUUUACUUAGGAUGCAUAUAAAAUGAUUUAUCCUUUAAACUCUGAUGAUGUCAACCAAGGCCUAAGGAACAAUGAGGAAAAAAUAAGUUUUUAGAAAAUUUUCCUGUCAUUAUAUCUUUCUUUGAAUCAUACUAAAGAUUUUCAGUGGAAUUUAAAUCUAAAGACUGAGGUGAUCACUCGGGAACAUUCCAGGAACUAAACUUUUUUUUU